CAUGGCCACACAGGUUAUAUAAGCUGGACAGGGCGUCAGGUGUCUUUAAUGUUGAGUCUGACGGCGAGGCCACAGGAAGCGGGCAACUGCUUCAUCUGAUAGUGUGUGAGGAUCAGGAUAAGAAGCAGUGAUGCAUGGAAUAGGUGUGGUCCUGUUGGCAAUGCUCGCCCUCGUUCACAUGAGCGCUGGCCUGUCAUGUCCCGAUUGUAGCCAAAGAACUUGCCCCAAGGUGGAGUGUAAGUAUGGCACAGAACUGGGAAUCUGCAACUGCUGUCCCAGUUGUUAUAAGGGACCCAAUGAAGUGUGUGGAGGCAUCUGGAACCUUGGUGGGACAUGUGCAAGGAGUCUGUAUUGUACCAACCCACCUGAGACCCUUGACCUCUCUAACCAGGCUCCUGGUGUGUGCAAGAGAUCACAUGUGAAAUAUCUACCAACCAUAGGGAAAGACCACAAGUAAGAGCUUGGAGUGGAAUGAGGAAGGGACAAGCAAGCCACAGAGUGUUAUGUAAAGAGGAACCUAUGGCACAUAUAAGUUUGUUAAUGGAAUUUUCAUAUCCUAAACACUGAGGUCCUCAAACCAAAUUCUCAGUAAUUGGUCGCUUGUUAAGCAGAACUUUCCUGUAUCAAUAUACUAUAAACACUCCAUGCUCAAACACACUUUUCACCAAGAUUGAAAAAAAAAAAAAUUAAGAGUAAAAAUUUUCUCUUGUAUUCAUUUUAAACAUCUACCAACAUUCUUUACAAUUAUUUGAUUUGUGUACAGUAUUAGCCAUUUCCUGACUUGCAUUUUUUACAGAAUGACAGACAGUUAGACUUCCCAGUGAUGAUGAUGACAAAGAGAUCUUCUAUAAUAACUUAGCUGAGAAUUUAGAGAAUCUUUGAAAUGUUUCAUUGCAUAUGAAUUUUUUGUAUUGAAAAUUCCAAUGAAACUGUAAACUACAUUCUUGUCUUUCAAAUAUUGCUGCACAAAACAACUCAAGAACUAACUCAAUUUUAAAUGUGUGUUUAAUAAAUAGUUGCAUCCUU
This is a messenger RNA of Homarus americanus (American lobster), 1026 nucleotides long. RefSeq names its product single insulin-like growth factor-binding domain protein-2. Gene Ontology annotation, biological process: regulation of cell growth; regulation of signal transduction. Gene Ontology annotation, cellular component: extracellular region. Lineage: Eukaryota; Metazoa; Arthropoda; Malacostraca; Decapoda; Nephropidae. The transcript has 4 exons. Gene Ontology annotation, molecular function: insulin-like growth factor binding. The coding region runs from base 131 to 457 and encodes 108 amino acids. The record is from RefSeq and is a predicted model, not a curated record.